Molecule: messenger RNA, 306 nt
Organism: Oppiella nova
Lineage: Eukaryota; Metazoa; Arthropoda; Arachnida; Sarcoptiformes; Oppiidae
Source: the annotation of a GenBank genome assembly
AUGGCUGAUGAGCACCGCCACAGACACACCACAGCGACCACCCGAGAGCACCGUAACGAGUGGUCCACCGCCAGAGUGCACACUAUGUCGGCGCCACAGCCCAGCGCUAGUGAGUCGAGUGCGGGGACAGAUAGUGAUCAAGACUUUGAUCCAUCGGCUGAUAUGUUGGUCAAUGACUUCGACGACGAGCACACUCUCGAUGAAGAAGAGGCCAUCACUGAUGACGCCAAUGGUGACGAAGAGAUCGACGACUUGCAGAAGGCAUGGAUUGAUUAUAAUACUUUUGGCGACUUUUGUCACAUUUGA